This is a messenger RNA of Thermothielavioides terrestris NRRL 8126, 900 nucleotides long. RefSeq lists its product as uncharacterized. The record is from RefSeq and is a predicted model, not a curated record. Bases 1 to 900 code for a protein of 299 amino acids. Lineage: Eukaryota; Fungi; Ascomycota; Sordariomycetes; Sordariales; Chaetomiaceae. The transcript has a single exon.
AUGAAGUCCCACGAUCCCCGUACAUGGAUCCUCAUCCAGUGCACGAGCUUCCCGCCCGACGACAUCCGCCUGCAGCUGGGCCAGGUGCUCACCGACCCCCGCCUUCCGCAGAACCCCCUGUUCGCGUCGACCGUGGCGCCUCCCCCCGUCAUGGAGGGCAUGUCUGUCGCCGAGAACCAAGUCAACGGGGUGACGAUGGGCAUGCACUCGCACCUCGCCCGCUGCUUCAACCUGUGGGCGAACGUCUCGACCCUGGGCAUCCCGGCCGACGCGGAGCUGCGCGCGGCCGAGAUGCAGGGCGCGUCCUUCCGGUGGCACUUCGACGCGCUGGUCGACCGGGCCACCAGCUUCGACAGCCGGCACGUGGCGGCGGUGCUGCGGCACCCGCUGGUGCGCGAGUACAUCGACAGCAAGCGCCGGUCGAGCUGGUUCUUCCGCGCGUACCCGCCGCUGUACAUCGUCACGGGCGUGCGGAUCGCGCGGGGCGCGCGCAUGGAGGCCGUCUCGGCCACGUCGUCCGAUAGCGGCGCCGGCUUUGAUGUCAACGCCCGCUGGCCGGGCACCGUCGGCACCGGCAUCACUGCCAGCGCGGGCGUCGGAGCCCGGCUGUCGCAGGCCAGCUACGACCAUUCCUCCUUCGACAGCGCCAACGACUUCAUUUUCGCGUACCAGUGCACCCAGAUCAAGUACCGCAUGGGGGUGCGCCAGAAGGUGUACACGGGUGGCGACACGCUGAGAACCUAUCUCCCGGAUCUGCUAAACAAUGGCGACGACGAGGGCGAGCUGGAGGUUGGGGACCCGCCUUUCUUUCCCUAUGCGUUUGGCGAUGGAGAAGGAGAUGUGGAGGAAAAUGAGAUCCUCACGGACGGAACUGUGAAGGCGAUCGUAGCAGCUGCUUGA